CGAUAGUAGAUAUACGCUUUGUGCGACGACAUAAAUAUCGACAAAAGUGAACACAAAGACAUCAGGGCAUGCUUUUGUGAAAUGCCGCACACAUAUACAGAUUCUCAGCACGUAUAUCUGUCUGUAUACAGGCAAACAGUUUAAAAACUGACAAAAACGCUUUACCAGUGGGACCGAUACACACUCUUAGAUCUACUUUAUCUCGUGUCUAAUGAUGGAUUUCAGAUGGACUAAUGAUUGAAUCUGCGCAUUUCGAUUGGAUUUUCCUAAAUUACAUAUGGCUAGAACUUGUAUAUGUGAAGAUAAUAACUUUUAGAAACAUUCUAUGUUUCGUGAGAACAGCUUGAUGGUGGGAAAUCCUCGCCGGAUAGAGGUGAAUAACUUUUUGUAAUCUAAGGCGGUUUGCGAAGAUUCCUGGUAGACAUGGAGAACCAUAAGCCACAGAUCAGCAGAGUGUUUCUCAUGAUGAUAUACAUAACAUUAGUUUUCGGGCAGCUAUGCAAGAAUUGUCAGAGUGGAUGUGAUCAAGAGACAGGUGAAUGUUCCGAAAGCUGUAGCCUUGGUUUGGAUGGUCCCAUCUGCUCCAGAGAGAAUGUGGCAUUGAAGAGAAACACAACACAAUCAUCGAUCUAUAGGCAAUACACAUCCGAACUCGCCGUGGACGGUGGGACAGAACAAGAGUUGUUAAGGACACCAAUUACAUGUACUCACACACGAGAGAGAGUACAAUCCGCGUACUGGACGGUGACACUGGACACACAGUACAACAUCUACAGCUUCAGGAUCUAUAACAGAAAGGGAGAUUGUAAAGACGGACCAUGCGGUAACCGUCUUAAUGGUUUUACCCUGUCCGUGGGAAACUCCUCCCGGAAUUACACAGUGUGUUACCAGGACACCACCAGGGCUAUUUACGGUCCAGGGGACGUUAUUAAUGGAUCUUGUAACGCCAGCAGCCCGAUAUUAGGAGACACAGUGAAGAUUUUGAUCAACAAUCCCUGGCCGCUCACCCUGUGUGAAGUACAGAUAUUCGUGUGCACACCCGGGACAUACGGACCAGACUGUGGGAAGAGAUGUGGGAACUGUGCCGAGAGACCGUCCGUCUGUGACACAACAUCCGGGCUCUGUCCACAGAGAACACCGAGGUGCAUGCCGGGAUACCGCCCUGAGAAAUGUGAUGAAGUCUGCACCUUAGGAAACUACGGACCUGAUUGUGCUAUGAGAUGUGGACAUUGUGCGGAUGACCAAUUAUCUAGUGACACUGUAUCCGGAACGUGUGCCGACACAAAGCCCAGAUGCAUGCCGGGAUAUUCUGGUCCGAAGUGUGAUACAGCUUGCGAGGGAAAUUACGGUCCUGACUGUUUGCAGAGAUGUGGGAACUGUACCAAAGGCCGAUCUGUUUGUGACGCUAAAUACGGGAACUGCCCAGAGGGAACACCCAGGUGCAUGCCGGGAUACACUGGUGUAAAGUGUGAUACAGAAUGUACUCUGGGCACUUAUGGUCCGGAUUGUAUAGAAACCUGUGGCUCCUGUGCCGAAGGAAACGCUGUGUGUAACACCACAUCCGGGCACUGUCCCGACCGAGAACCACGAUGUGCAGAAGGGUAUUACGAGCUCUGGUGCAAAUCAGAAUUGCCCGUAAACCCUCCGAAUUACACGGGAGUCAUUGCCGGCAGUGCAGUUGGAAUCAUCCUUGUCUUAGUCAUCGGAGUCGUUGUCAUUGCAAUAUUGAUAAAACUGUUGGCUUGUAUUGCAGGCGGUAACCGUCUUAAUGGUUUUACCCUGUCCGUGGGAAACUCCUCCCGGAAUUACACAGUGUGUUACCAGGACACCACCAGGGCUAUUUACGGUCCAGGGGACGUUAUUAAUGGAUCUUGUAACGCCAGCAGCCCGAUAUUAGGAGACACAGUGAAGAUUUUGAUCAACAAUCCCUGGCCGCUCACCCUGUGUGAAGUACAGAUAUUCGUGUGCACACCCGGGACAUACGGACCAGACUGUGGGAAGAGAUGUGGGAACUGUGCCGAGAGACCGUCCGUCUGUGACACAACAUCCGGGCUCUGUCCACAGAGAACACCGAGGUGCAUGCCGGGAUACCGCCCUGAGAAAUGUGAUGAAGUCUGCACCUUAGGAAACUACGGACCUGAUUGUGCUAUGAGAUGUGGACAUUGUGCGGAUGACCAAUUAUCUAGUGACACUGUAUCCGGAACGUGUGCCGACACAAAGCCCAGAUGCAUGCCGGGAUAUUCUGGUCCGAAGUGUGAUACAGCUUGCGAGGGAAAUUACGGUCCUGACUGUUUGCAGAGAUGUGGGAACUGUACCAAAGGCCGAUCUGUUUGUGACGCUAAAUACGGGAACUGCCCAGAGGGAACACCCAGGUGCAUGCCGGGAUACACUGGUGUAAAGUGUGAUACAGAAUGUACUCUGGGCACUUAUGGUCCGGAUUGUAUAGAAACCUGUGGCUCCUGUGCCGAAGGAAACGCUGUGUGUAACACCACAUCCGGGCACUGUCCCGACCGAGAACCACGAUGUGCAGAAGGGUAUUACGAGCUCUGGUGCAAAUCAGAAUUGCCCGUAAACCCUCCGAAUUACACGGGAGUCAUUGCCGGCAGUGCAGUUGGAAUCAUCCUUGUCUUAGUCAUCGGAGUCGUUGUCAUUGCAAUAUUGAUAAAACUGUUGGCUUGUAUUGCAGGCGGUAACCGUCUUAAUGGUUUUACCCUGUCCGUGGGAAACUCCUCCCGGAAUUACACAGUGUGUUACCAGGACACCACCAGGGCUAUUUACGGUCCAGGGGACGUUAUUAAUGGAUCUUGUAACGCCAGCAGCCCGAUAUUAGGAGACACAGUGAAGAUUUUGAUCAACAAUCCCUGGCCGCUCACCCUGUGUGAAGUACAGAUAUUCGUGUGCACACCCGGGACAUACGGACCAGACUGUGGGAAGAGAUGUGGGAACUGUGCCGAGAGACCGUCCGUCUGUGACACAACAUCCGGGCUCUGUCCACAGAGAACACCGAGGUGCAUGCCGGGAUACCGCCCUGAGAAAUGUGAUGAAGUCUGCACCUUAGGAAACUACGGACCUGAUUGUGCUAUGAGAUGUGGACAUUGUGCGGAUGACCAAUUAUCUAGUGACACUGUAUCCGGAACGUGUGCCGACACAAAGCCCAGAUGCAUGCCGGGAUAUUCUGGUCCGAAGUGUGAUACAGCUUGCGAGGGAAAUUACGGUCCUGACUGUUUGCAGAGAUGUGGGAACUGUACCAAAGGCCGAUCUGUUUGUGACGCUAAAUACGGGAACUGCCCAGAGGGAACACCCAGGUGCAUGCCGGGAUACACUGGUGUAAAGUGUGAUACAGAAUGUACUCUGGGCACUUAUGGUCCGGAUUGUAUAGAAACCUGUGGCUCCUGUGCCGAAGGAAACGCUGUGUGUAACACCACAUCCGGGCACUGUCCCGACCGAGAACCACGAUGUGCAGAAGGGUAUUACGAGCUCUGGUGCAAAUCAGAAUUGCCCGUAAACCCUCCGAAUUACACGGGAGUCAUUGCCGGCAGUGCAGUUGGAAUCAUCCUUGUCUUAGUCAUCGGAGUCGUUGUCAUUGCAAUAUUGAUGUAUCAAUCAUAGGUGUGUAAUAGUGGGUGGAGGCCCCUCGGUCCAGAUGAAUCUCUUUGAAUCGUUCAGCCAGA
This is a messenger RNA of Liolophura sinensis, 3671 nucleotides long. RefSeq names its product multiple epidermal growth factor-like domains protein 10. Gene Ontology annotation, molecular function: scavenger receptor activity. The transcript has 22 exons. The coding region runs from base 424 to 3609 and encodes 1061 amino acids. NCBI's taxonomy places the organism in Eukaryota, Metazoa, Mollusca, Polyplacophora, Chitonida, Chitonidae. The record is from RefSeq and is a predicted model, not a curated record.